AUGGAAGAAGAUAUGGCAUUGAAGAAAGCUAUGCACAAAGUUCAAACUUAUAAACUUUGCGAUGUUGAGGUUACACAUAUGAGUAAGUUUUUUAUAAUUUAGAUAUAGGUUUUAACUAGUUUUUGAUUAACAUUUAAUUUAUUGACUGGCUAUUUUAUUGUUAUAAUUGUUAAUUAACUUUUAGUGUUCAACUACUUAACUAAAUCAUGGUCGAAUGUCGUUAAAACAGUUUUACUUCCUGGAAUCAUCGAACGCGUUGGAGAAAUUCCGGAGGAAAAGAAGGCUCAAUUGGAGAGGAAAUUGUUGGAAAGAUUAAUUCAGCAUGGCAAGAUCUUUCACAUAUUGUACAAAUAUGAGGUUUGUUGUUGUUCUAUAUAUUGACAACGUUUAGGAGCUGAUAGAGCUAUAUUUUAAAAGAUGUUGAAGUUUUUUAACCUUAAGUUUAAUAUAGAUUAUUAAAGCUAAGUCUUCAUCUUCACCUACUUUUAUUUCAAGCUAUUUAAACGUUCGUUUUGUAUAGUUCAUUCUCAAAAGGCGUGUCGUUUGAUUAACUAUAACAUAAGUGUUUAGAACUCCAUCGAUCGUGUUCUCAAGGUUCCUAAAGAGCUGGUUUGUCCUGGUGAUGAAGAAAAUCAGAAGCUCAACGAAGAGAAUGCUCCAGAUGAGCAAGAAGUGUUGUCUGACAUCAGAGACUUGAUGAUGGAAAUUGUACAGGUAAGUCUUGUUUCGUUUAUAUAUUAUAUUAGUAUUGUGUUACAGAUUGGAAAUUCGGUUAAAUUAAUGGUUUUAAUUUCAGUUGAGGAAGCAAAAAGAUGUGCUUCAGAAGUUGAAGAUGUCUAAACACUCGUCGGAAUCUGUUGAAUCUGAAGUCGAUGUAGUAAUGUAA
Molecule: messenger RNA, 886 nt
Organism: Bursaphelenchus okinawaensis
Lineage: Eukaryota; Metazoa; Nematoda; Chromadorea; Rhabditida; Aphelenchoididae
Source: the annotation of a GenBank genome assembly